AUGGAUAUGGUGGGAGAAUUUCAUAAGGUGGAAAUCGAUGGCAAACCAUAUCUCUCAUACCUCAACGUUAUAAAACCACCACCACAAUCACGCAGCCAAAGAUCCUCUGAUAAAGCAGCCACUCAUGGUUCCAACGAUGACCAACCUCUUUUCUUUUGCCCUAGAUUUCGCACCCGAUCAUUACUGAAUGAUCUAGAUGAUUACUACCCUGAAAACUUUAGAAAAAAAGAAAGCCGUAAAGUGUUUUCCAAAUUCAAAAUCCCCCCUCUCUUUGAUGAGUACACAAGCAAUGGUCAUCAUAUACUCCCACUGUUUUGGUGCAACAAUAAGGAAGCUGGUCCAGAAGGUGAGUGCUAUGCUUGCAGAGUCCAGACAAUCGGCACAGACUACUAUUUCUGUGUGGAGUGUGAUAAAAGGUACCACAAAGAAUGCGUCGAGACUCCUCUUGAGAUAAGUUAUCCUUCCCACGUCAAACAUUCUCUCCAACUUUACUUCUCUAAAAACAGAUCUGACCAUUGCAUCUACUGUAGAAAAAGAGCAGCUUAUGCUGUUUAUUAUUGUGAACCAUGCGAUAUUUAUAUGCAUGUGCUUUGCGCUAAGGCUAUAAUACCUCUUUUUAUAGACCAACCGAAAAGACAUGACCAUACACUCACCCUUUUCCCUAGACAAGCUUCCUUAACUUGUAAUAUUUGUGGUUUGGUGAACAAACUUCAUCUCACUUACGUAUGUCGUUCUAUAUGCGAUUUCGUAGCCCAUAGGGAUUGUGUAUAUAUCCCACAAACCAUAAGAAUAUCUCGCCACAACCACCGUAUCUCUUUUAUCUCUUCCCUUCCAUUAGAAAGACGUUGGUCUUGUGGAGUAUGCCGCCGACAAGUUGACUGUGAUUAUGGUGCAUACACUUGCAACGUCUGUGUUGGCUACGCUGUUCACACAAGAUGUGCAUUGCGUAACGAUAUAUGGGAUGGUAUUGACCUCGAGGGUGUACCAGAAGUAGAAGAUGAUGUUGAACCGUUCGAGAAGAUAUCAGAUGGAAUCAUACUCCAUUUUUCUCAUGGCCAUCAUCUGAAAAUUGAUAGCCGUGGAGUUUAUGACGCAUGCAAGUUUUGUCAAGCGUGUUGUCUUCCAAUGUAUGGGGAUAACUUGUAUGCGUGUGUGGAGUGUAACUUCGUCCUACACGAAACAUGCGCAAAUGCUCCACGUAAGAAGCUCCAUCCGUUGCAUCCGUAUCCACUUAAACUAGUGACCACCCGUAAAGAAGGUAUAUUCACUUGCCGAGUGUGUACUCGCACAAGUAAUGGUUUCAUCUAUGAGUGUUCCGAAUGGGAAAUUUCAUUGGGAUACCUAGUAUGUGUACGGUGUGCCUUAGUUUCUGAGCCGUUUGAAUAUCAAGGCCAUCAACACCCUUUGUUCCUAUCUUUAGAUCCGAAAGAGAAGCCAAUGUGCCAUGUUUGCAAGUCAACGGGGGAUCAUAAAGUACUAAACUGCAUUGAAUGUGACUUUAUUAUAUGUUUCAAGUGCGCUACUUUGCCAUACAUGGUAAGGUAUAAGCACGAUGAACAUUACCUCACAUUUUGUCACGGGGACGAGGCAAGUGACUCAGAUUGGUGUGAGUUGUGCGAGGGAAAGUUAGCAAUUGGAAGGAACAGAGGAUUCUAUAAUUGCAACAGUUGCUGCACAACACUUCAUAUUGAUUGCCUACUUGGGAUAGAACCGUAUUUGAAGCCUGGUCCAAUUUUCUUAUCCAGAAGAAAUGGUGAGGUCGUUAAGAUGCAUGUUCUUCACAACAAUUCCCUUUCUCGACCGGUUUGUGCUAGAUGCAGCACCCGUUGUCCGUAUCCUAUGUUUUUGCGAGAUGACGAAAACGUGUUCUGUUUCUUUAUAUGUGACUAA
Molecule: messenger RNA, 1890 nt
Organism: Thlaspi arvense
Lineage: Eukaryota; Viridiplantae; Streptophyta; Magnoliopsida; Brassicales; Brassicaceae
Source: the annotation of a GenBank genome assembly